Molecule: messenger RNA, 589 nt
Organism: Amyelois transitella
Lineage: Eukaryota; Metazoa; Arthropoda; Insecta; Lepidoptera; Pyralidae
Exons: 5
Coding region: 59-493 (144 amino acids)
Molecular function (GO): odorant binding
Source: RefSeq, a predicted model, not a curated record
CAUACUUUUGUAUCUCACUUUAGCAACACUUUUUGCUAGUAAAGUGCGUUUAACAAAAAUGUUUAAAUUUAUUGUAUUUUUUAUUUACUUUGUAUCUACUUGCAAUGCGGAUUUUGUUACAAAUAGUAAAGUUGCUACAUUGAAACCUUUGUCGGCGUGCUGUGACAUACCAGAACUAGGUGACCCCAAGCCCUUGUCUGAAUGCUCUAACCCUAAACCACCAGGUCCAUGCGACGACGUCCAAUGCGUGUUCGAAAAGUCAGGUUUCCUAAAAGACAAGAGUACUUUGAACAAGGAAGCUUACAGGAAGCAUCUCCAACAGUGGGCAGGGAGACAUGAGGGUUGGACUCCAGCAGUUGAAAAAGCCUUAGAAGAAUGUGUGGAUAAAAAUCUUCGACAGUAUCUGAAUGUUACUUGCAAGGCUUAUGACGUGUUCACUUGCACAGGAAUAGCUAUGUUGAAGAAAUGCCCGGACCACGCUUGGAAAUGCUGAUACCUGCAAAAUUUAAAACUCAAAUGAAAUAAAGGUUUUAAUAACUCAAAUGUGUUCAUACAUUGAAAUACUUUUAUAAUUGAGAUAAAAGCGCAA